Molecule: messenger RNA, 2123 nt
Organism: Magallana angulata
Lineage: Eukaryota; Metazoa; Mollusca; Bivalvia; Ostreida; Ostreidae
Product: tRNA dimethylallyltransferase-like
Exons: 12
Coding region: 21-1658 (545 amino acids)
Biological process (GO): tRNA modification
Cellular component (GO): mitochondrion
Molecular function (GO): tRNA dimethylallyltransferase activity
Source: RefSeq, a predicted model, not a curated record
UUCAAAUAUUAGAAUUCAAUAUGGCAGCCUCCAUCAGAACACCUUUGCGUGUUCCAGUUGUAUUCAUUCUUGGAGCUACUGGUACUGGAAAAUCAAAAUUAGCUUUAGAAAUAGGAAGCAAGUUUAAUGGAGAAAUCAUCAGUACAGAUUCUAUGCAGAUAUACAAAGGCUUAGAUAUUGUGACCAACAAGGUCACGGUGGAGGAGCAAGAGAUAUGUCCUCAUCACAUGAUCAACUACCUCAGUCCUCUGGAGGAGAAUCACCAUGUCCACCAAUUCAGAAACAAGGCACUUCCAAUUAUUGAAAAACUGUUAAAUGACAAGAAAAUGCCUAUUAUAGUAGGAGGAACAAAUUACUACAUCGAGUCCUUGCUGUGGAAUACAUUGAUCAAAUCAGAGGAUGUUGAAAGAGUCAAGCAACAGCCAGAAAACUUAAAGCAUGUAAAGGAAGCUGGGGAAAAUAAAGAUUCUGGUGUCUCUGAAGCGGAGGAAGAUGGCGAGGAGACGAAUCGCCCGAGGACGGAGCGAGACAGCGUCUACCAAGAUCUGGACACGGAGACUCUAUACAAGAGGUUACAGGAAGUGGACCCAGUGUAUGCAAGCCGUACUCACCCAAACAACAGGCGCAAGUUGCUCAGGGCCCUAGAAGUAUUCGAUGUCCAUGGUACUCCCAUGAGUGAAAUCCAUAAGGCCCAGAGGAUAGAGAGCCCCUCUAGUGUGGGGGAGCUGAGAUAUCCCAACACUUGUGUACUGUGGGUCCAAAGUGAACAAAGUGUUUUGGACGAUCGUACAAACAAGCGUGUGAACACCAUGAUAGAGAAAGGAUUGAUCCAAGAGUUACUUGACUUUCACAAAGAGUUCAAUGCCAAAAGGACACAAGAAAACAGAGAAUUAGACUACACUACAGGGAUAUUUCAGAGUAUAGGGUUCAAGGAAUUUCACGAGUAUCUUAUCCUUCCAGAAGAAGAGAAACACUCUGAAAAGGGAAAACUUCUAUUUGAGAAAGGUGUCGAGAAUAUGAAGAUUGCCACAAGACAGUAUGCCAGACGACAGAUUUACUGGAUUAAAAACAGACUUCUACGCAACAAGGGACAUAAUUAUCCUCCUGUUUAUUCUAUGGACUCGACAGACGUCAGUCAUUGGACGGAAAAAGUUCACGACCCUGCCGUACAGAUUGUUCAGGAUUACAUGAAUGGUGUUGUUCCCCAACAGGAACCAUUGCCACUGCGAGAGUAUGACAAUGGGGCAGAGUUCAAUGAGUGUAAAGCUUGUAACAAGACGUUUGUGAUGAGGAAGGAAUGGAACAUUCAUAUUAAGUCAGCAAAGCACAAAAAAAGACUAAGGAGUUUGAGAAAAAGGUUUCACGACACUUGUGAUAUUCUUGACCAAUUUAAAGAGAAGAAAUCGAUGGAAAGAGAGACAACUCUAGCAGAAAUGACAUCAGGGACAGCCAAUAUUGCCACUGAUUCUGUAGAUGGAGUGAUGCGUGACUGUGUUGAUAGUGAUAUUUCUGAUAAGGAAGCGGGCCCCAGAGACAUAAAAUCAUUGGACACUGGUACAGGGGCUGUCAACUUGAGGGACAUGGUGGGGACUAGUAAUGAACAAUCUGAGGACAAAGGGGAAAGUGUUUCAGAUGUCAGGGACAAAGUGUUAUUUUAGUUGAGAGAAACAACCUGAUGAGAGAGAGAGAGAGCAAUAAAGAACCUACAGACAAAAGUGGUACACAUUAUUUUAGGAAUCAUCUACGGUUAAAAAGAUUCCCAGGUUUACAAAUUGAGGACACGGACAUGAGUAUCCCCCAUUACAAAGCGGUGUCAUUUUGUUAAGAAGCGGUGAUGACGUGGUUCAGUGUGUAUACAUCAGUGUAUAGACUCCCAGUUAUAACUGAGUCAUGGAUUGUAGUCUACAAUUGAUGGUGUGAAAUUACAAGAUUGGAUUUGGGGAGACAUAAAGUAUAAAGAAAAAUCAAUAUUCUAAAGAAACAAAGACAUAUGCUGUUAUGUUUUGAAUUUGUCCACUGUCAAUGAGAACAAUGAGGAUUAAAUGUCUGAUUUUAUAUUUGUCAUCUUUCUUAAUCAUAAAAAAAGCUGUCACCAUUCAAGGAAUAAACCAACAAAAACUUGA